AUGGCUUCUAAAUUCUCCCUCCAAGUACUCUUCCUAGUCCUCGCCACCGUCGCACCUCACGUGAUCCUAGCACGUGACCUCCACGGCCACAAAUCAUAUCCACGUCUAUUUCCUCAACAUCUUGCAGGAAGUGACAAGGGCAACACAAUAGAAGGAAUCCACGACAUGAAGAUUUACCUACAACGUUAUGGUUACUUGACCAAUAAUAAUAAUGUCGAAAUUACCAACGACAACGGCUUCGACGAUGUCUUGGAAUCCGCGGUGAAAAAGUACCAAAAAUUCUUCAAGCUUAAUGUAAGUGGGAUUUUGGAUGCGGAGACAUUGGACCUAAUGUCCAAGCCUCGAUGUGGGGUUGCAGAUUUCUUCACCAAAGACAACGAAGAUGAGCAAGAGCAUCAUAAUCUCCGCGUGAACGGUUCUCAUUACACUUUAUUCCCAAACAGGCAAAGAUGGCCGGUUUCCAAGUACCACCUAACGUUCGGAUUCAUUCACCAAUUCCCACGAGAGUUCAUCGCGCCCGUGGCUCGAGCCUUGAAGAGUUGGGAUUCGAACACCAUGUUUAGUUUCUCACCAGCAGCGCACUGGCCAGCCGCUGACAUCGUACUAAGCUUCGAAAGAAGGGACCAUGGAGAUGGGGCUCCUUUCGACGGGCUAGGGGGAAUUUUGGCGCAUGCGUCGGGGCCGAACGAGGGGAGAGUGCACUUCGACGGGGACGAGAAUUGGUCGGUGGGGGUGGCUGCUGAUAGGCUUAACCUGGAGAUGGUGGCGCUCCAUGAGCUUGGACAUGUUCUUGGGCUGGGACACAGCACCGUCAAAGAGGCCGUCAUGUGGCCGUACGCGGGGCUCGGUGAAGGCAAGGUCGUCUUGCAUCCUGAUGAUAUUGCGGGAAUCCGUGACUUGUACAAGUAG
This is a messenger RNA of Momordica charantia (bitter melon), 909 nucleotides long. RefSeq names its product metalloendoproteinase 5-MMP-like. Lineage: Eukaryota; Viridiplantae; Streptophyta; Magnoliopsida; Cucurbitales; Cucurbitaceae. Gene Ontology annotation, biological process: collagen catabolic process; extracellular matrix organization; proteolysis. The record is from RefSeq and is a predicted model, not a curated record. Gene Ontology annotation, molecular function: metalloendopeptidase activity; zinc ion binding. Gene Ontology annotation, cellular component: extracellular matrix.